Messenger RNA from Saccostrea echinata, 1350 nucleotides. RefSeq lists its product as uncharacterized. Gene Ontology annotation, molecular function: G protein-coupled receptor activity. Gene Ontology annotation, biological process: G protein-coupled receptor signaling pathway. Bases 30 to 944 code for a protein of 304 amino acids. Gene Ontology annotation, cellular component: membrane. The record is from RefSeq and is a predicted model, not a curated record. Lineage: Eukaryota; Metazoa; Mollusca; Bivalvia; Ostreida; Ostreidae. The transcript has a single exon.
AUAGUACACUUGAAAUUCUGGGAGUGGUCAUGGAUUUCAUAGUUAGUAAAAACGAAACCGAUUACAAUGAGGAGCUAAAACAAGAUGUGCCUGUUUAUUUACAACCGGAUCACUUUGUUCUUGUCGUUACAAUUACAGUGCUUGGAAUUAUAGGAAAUGUACUCACAUUUGUGAAGAUCACGUGGGACAAAAAUUUCCAAGGCACUGUAUUUGUUGUUAUCAGAACUCUAAUAUUUACAGAUAUUGUGAAUUUGAUUCUUUACCUUGCUCAUGCUGUAUUUAAGUUUGGUAACUUUCGUCUUGAAGAAGUCCCAUGUGCAACCUUUCUGGUUGUUUUUUAUGGUGUUGCUCAUACCUCUGCUGCUCACGUGGUUUUUCUAUUUGGACUUCGGUGUUAUAUGGUGUCGGAGCCAAUAAAAUUCAAUCAGUUACGGAAGCGAACAAUUAUCGUCUCAUCUGCUGCAAUAUGGGCCCUAAGCAUAUUAUUCUCGGCAUUUUAUUUUGUUCUACGAUACAAAGCAGGAAUACAGACGCCUAGUUACAUGUAUGUGAUCAUAGUAUUUCGUGUUUAUCUUAUUAUAGUUCCUGUCCUGCUCAUCAUUAUUUUCCACGUAAAGAAGAUACAUCGUCUAAAGCGCACAUUGAGCAAACACAAUAUAGAACACAACAUUAUCAAGAUGUACCUUGUGACGUCAUUAAUUCUUAUUGUGUACAUGUCAUCGGCUAUUCUUUUCCUUGUGUGCUACAUCUUAUCAUUAUACAGAUUUAAGAGCACAGAGAAACAAUUUCUUAUUGUUGCACAACUGGCUUGGUUACUUAAUGCUGUGCUGAGUCCAUUCAUUUAUGUUGUUUCAGCACUGAGUUUUCAUAAAUAUUUCAAAUACUUAAUAACAACUGUCCAAAAAAUGAAAUGUCUAGCAGCUCAAAUAGAAGCAGAUACCUGAUGUUCAUCAUAUACUGAGGAAUCCGACAGUAUGUGUACAGACCUUAAAAGAAUGAAAUCAAUGACUGUGUAUUCAUUUUUUACAAAAUGUUUUUAACAGUAAACGAAAUGGAGAGAUUUAUCCUUCAGGUUUAAAUGAUCGAUUCCACUGAAAACGACAACAUGCAAUCAACAUUCCAACAUUAGUGUAACACUGCACUUAAAAGUUUAACUAACUAUAAAGGUUACAAUGGAGAUAACAAUAUCAUUUUCUUGUUGGACAAAGGUCAUUGGUCAAAGGUACCGUGACAAUGUAUAAGUCAGGCCUAGAUAAUGGAUAUGUUACCUCAUGUGUGUUUUUUAAGUCAAAGAAAUGUUCAGUAAUGUUUAUUAAGAAAUGAAAUGUACAUUUAUGGAAAAUGUACAAA